Diabrotica virgifera virgifera (western corn rootworm) is the source of this 12807-nucleotide messenger RNA. RefSeq names its product synaptotagmin-C. Gene Ontology annotation, biological process: intracellular protein transport. Gene Ontology annotation, cellular component: membrane. The record is from RefSeq and is a predicted model, not a curated record. The transcript has 13 exons. Lineage: Eukaryota; Metazoa; Arthropoda; Insecta; Coleoptera; Chrysomelidae. Gene Ontology annotation, molecular function: small GTPase binding. Bases 327 to 2312 code for a protein of 661 amino acids.
GCAGGUGGUUGUGGAAAUUUGUUUGCUUUUGCCGAUUUCGCGUCGUUACGCGUAGACGGGUUUUGAUUUUCGAAAGUUUCGUUGUUUUGUUCAAGUGCACUAAGAAUUUGGUUUGAUGACAAACGGUGGCUAUCUGACAAAGUGACCACUUAUCAACGCUGGACUGAACUUACCGGCAUAAAGCACAGGAAUUCUUGUCGGUAUUAAUAGAUUUCCAACCCCUCGUCGAGCUUUCUGCGCUGAAAUCCAGGUAAACAAGGGGAAAAAGCAGAGACCAGCGCUAAGUGCCGGCAUUUUACCAAGAUUUUCAUUAGUCUAGCCCUAUAAUGGUCGAUUUCGGACAGAAGGAGCGUACCAACAGAUUCGUUUGUCCCAACGACAGGCAAUUAGCGCUGAGGGCUAAAUUAAAUACCGGCUGGAGCGUCAAGACCGCAGUUCUCGGAUACAGCCACAAAGUCCCCCAAGUCUCCCCUUUGGCUGCAGAAGAACAAGAGGCCAUUGUGCAAGUUAUACAAAGAGCGGAACAGUUGGAUAUUUCGGAACAACACAGGGUAGGAAAACUGGUAGAGAAAUUGGAAAACAUGAGAAGGAACGCGCUGGGGAAAAACGCUUCACAAUGCUUGUUAUGCGGUGACGGAUUUGGUUUACUUGGUGCACAAAAAAUAGUUUGUAUGGAUUGUAAAAGACUGGCUUGUACAAAAUGUUCCAUAGAUACUCUAGCUGGUAAGGGUCCAAGACACGUUUAUCAAACGCAGCCUAAGACAUCGCCCAUUUUAGUAAACCUCCUGUAUAUGACGAAAAGGGGAAAAGUGAGAAUUAAAAAAGUGCUUCUUUCUAGCAGCACCACAAGAGAAGAACAUUGGCUGUGUAUGAUUUGCGCUGAAACUAGGGAGAUGUGGAAGAAAUCCGGCGCAUGGUUUUAUAAAAGCAUUCCAAAAUAUAUUCUUCCAGUAGAAAAUUCUAGGUUUAUGAGGAGUAAAAGUGUUAGAGCUUCCAGACGAUAUAAGGACGAUGAUAGCAGUUCCGAUGACGAGAGGAAAAUUUGGGGUAGGCGAAAGAGAACUAAUUCUAGUACGGAGAGUGCUCUAGAUGCGUUGGAACAAGACCAACAAAUAUAUCACAAUAACGUUAGUAGUUAUAUAUACAGCAGGCAAACUAGUUCCAGCGAAUCACAGAUGUCUCGAGAAAUAGAUUCAUUGAAGACUCAAGUGAGUUCCAUGACUUUGAACGAAACGAAGAGUUGGGAAGAACCUAGUUCAGAAGGGAGGGUUACAAAUUUUGAUAGUCUUGAAGCAUCUCGUCGAGAUUCGAUGGCUGCUAGGUCAUUAUCGGAUUGGAACUGGUCCGAAUUUAGAACGGACGAAAAAGUAUCACCUAGUACAUCUAGUAUCAACAGCAGUGUUUUUAGGACCUACACCGACGAAAAAUCAGCAGAUACGUCCAUGGGAAUAAUCGAAUUGUCACUCACCUACGACCAAGAGACAAGUACCCUUUACUGCACCGUCUAUAGAGCCAAAAAUGUAAUAACAAUGGACAUGGCCGGCCUGUCAGACCCUUUCUGUAAAUUAAACAUAUUGCCAAACGCGAAAAUGUCUACCAGACUGAGAACCAAAACAGUUCACAAAACCAGAAAUCCCGAAUUCAACGAAAACUUGACGUUCUACGAUAUCAGUGAGAGUGAUUUGAUGAAAAAGAGCUUGCAUAUUUUGGUGGUUGAUGAUGAUAAAUAUGGCCAUGACUACAUGGGAGAAACUAGAAUUAAACUAGCGAAGCUGAAAUACCAGUCUACUAUUUACUUGACAGUUCCUUUGGAAAAUCUUCGUCCAGAGCAGAAAGGACCAGCCUCAUCUACAGAACUGACUGAAUGGUUCGACGAUCUUUGGUCCAGAGGUCAAAUUCUACUAGGUCUUUGCUACAAUACCAAGAAACGUGCGCUAGUAGUUACAGUCGCCAGAUGCGUUAAUCUGCUACCCAUGGAUAACAAUGGACUCUCUGAUCCCUUUGUUAAAUUGCAGCUUAAACCCGAUCCCAAUCAUAAGAAACAUAAAACUUCUAUAAAAUGGAAAAACUUGAAUCCCAUUUUCAACGAAGAAUUCGCUUUUGAAACCAGACCCACCGAACUUAGUACACAAAGUUUAUACAUCACAGUGUACGACAAGGAUUACGGGAAGAGCAACGACUACUUGGGAGGUCUAAUUUUAGGGGGAACGGGAUCCAAAGGUCUGAGAUUAAAGCACUGGAUGGAUAUGAUUAGAUAUCCGGAUCACAGGCACGAGCAAUGGCAUAACUUAACCGAAGAUGUUUUAGAGUAAAAACAACUUUAUUUUGCAAUUUCAACAUCUUUUUAUUGGGCAUAAGUUUACGUCUACACUUUAUAUAUGUUUUUGUCGUUCUUUCCAACUUUUUUAAUUAUAUUUCAAGUAUUUUACAUAAAGAUUUGUGUAUAUUUGUUAUAUUGGGGCAAAUUUAUUGUGAUACUAUUAAAAUGUUAUAGGUCGCUUGUAUAAAUCUAUACAAAGGAAAUAGAUACAUAUGUUAUUGUUGCAUGUUUUUAUAAUAAAGAAGCUAAUAGUGCAGUCACUGAAGGUUUUCACCUUAUUUCAUUGAACCUCCAUCGAUUUUCAUGAAAAUUGGUGAGUAGUUAGAGGAUAUCUCAAGGAACAAAGGUGACAUGAUUACAGCUUGCGCUUUGACCCUGGGGUGGAUGCCACCCCUUCUCGGUGGUGAAAAUUAUUUUAUUAAAAAUAAUACCACAAGUCGAUAGAGGGAAAAAUUCUUAGCAAAAUUUGUUUAUUAAUAUAAAUCAAUACUUUUUGAGUUAUUUAAGAUAAAAGAUUUAUUUUUUUUUUUUAAAAAGGCAUGUUUUAAAGCAGUUUUUCACGUACCUAUAACUCAAAAACUAUAAGCUUUUUCAAAAAAGUUGUUGUUACCAAAAUUGAAGAUAUUAAAAAAUUGAAUACACUCCUCACUUAAAGAACUAAACUAAUGUUAAUUUAAAGUUAGAUGAGUAAUUGAAGUUUCUUUAUGGUUGAGAUAGAAAUGUUUAAAGAUUAAAUUUUGCUGCGAGAACCAUGUAACCGGAGCCAUUUAACCUUUUACGUUAAAAAAAGUAAGGGGUUUAAAAGAUUAAAUUCAACAUGGUUUAAUAGCCCUUUGAAUUAACUUUCAAAUGGUUUUUAGGUGAAUCUGAUAUCGUAAAAAUUAACGGAGUAAUUUACCAAAAAACCAAAAAAAAAUUUAGAAAAAUUUUUGAGCAUAAAUUUUAAUGCUAUCAACUUGUUUGUCGGUUCAUUUGAUAGAUAUUUCUAAGUACUUUGACAAAUGUUAAAUAAGUUUGUGUUAUAAAAUGCAUCAUUUUCCCGUUAUUUAAGCUUGAAUAUUUAGAUUUGGGUACUCGCCGAAAAAUAUAUACACUCAAUUACCUAUAACUUAGUUUUGGUUAACAUUAAAAGGUUGUUCUAGUAAGGAGUUUAUUCCACUUUUUAUUAGCUUUAAUUUCGUUAAUAAUAACUUUUUUGUAAAAACUUAUAGUUUUUGAGUUAGUUCUGAAAAAUCGGUUAAAAGCAUGCAUUUUUCUCACGAAAAAUUAAAAUCUUUGAUCUUUAAUAACUCAAAAAGUUUCGGUUUGUUUUAAUAACUUUAUAUAACAAAUUUUGCUCAGAAUUUGCUCCUCUAUCUAAUUAUGGGGUUAUCUUUAAUAAAAUAAUUUUCACCCCCGAGAAGGGGUGGCAUGCACCUCCAGGGUAAAAGCGCGAGUUGGCACCAUGUCACCUUUAUUCCUUGAGAUAUCCUCUAACCACUCACCAAUUUUUAUGCAAUUCGAUGCAGGUUCAACUAAAUCGGAGGUAAUAUCUAUAUCCACCUUCAGUGACUCCACUACUAAAGUACAUAACUAAAUUCGUUUUCAAGAUAUGCAUUUGAAUUUGCAUCUAAAAUAAAAAGAAGGUAGAAAGGUUGAGAGACAACCGAAUAUUUUUGGAGUAUACCUAAUGUUUAGCUUGUAUAAUGUGUAAGAGUACAUAAAAAGAUCUUUGUAUUACAUUUAGUUAAACAAAUAAUAUAAAAGCACCAGAAAAUAAAUAUUUCUUACAAUAAUACAAUAAAAACAAAGUUGAUUGUCUUAAACCAUUGCUGUUUGAUACAUAUUACUGUUAAAAACCAUCUGCUCUUUUUAUUUCUUCUUCUUAUAACGAUUAGAAAGCCAUUGAAAUAUAGUAGCCUCAUGUGGAAAAAGAGUGACUUCAGGUGGUAAUAUUAUAUCCGAUCGUACACAAGAACAAUGCAAAGGUUUCUUUGUUCAUUCUCGGACGUUAUUAGGGUAGGGGGAUUUUUUAGUUUUUUAAUUUUUCUAGAUAUUCCAAACACAGACACGGUUAAUGAUGAGGGAAUUUGAAAACCGGUUUGGCUUGGUACAGCUCUACCAAAAGUUUUAAAGGCUAGCAAAAUACAAUGCUAUACUGCCCCUACACAAUUUAAACCUGGUGAAACAACUGUGUUUACAAUCGGACUCAACUCAAAAUAUCAUACGCAAAAUACCAACCAUCAAGCAGUAAUCUAGCAUAGUUGUUAAACGUCUGGGCUCUCUACAAAUAUCUUAGGGUAAGAACAGAACAAGUGGGUCGCAGUGGAGGUCGCGGUGGAGGUCGCGGUCGAUGUCGAUAUCCAUGUAAAACAAACAAAUUGUAGAGAAUGGAAGAGAACAGAGCAGGUAAGUCGCGGUGGAAGUUUAGCGCCAUGCCAUCCAGGAGGUUCACAUCGAUGCUUUUGAAAAUAAAAUGAGUUUCUUUUACAUGGAUGUCUACUGCGCGGCCUACAAGGAUGCUUCCCUGUGAUUGGUCCGUUCGAAGCCAAGUUUUCAUUAUCUGCGCCAUCUGAGUUGAUACUUUUUAUAUAAUCCCUUUUUUGUAUUCAGUUUACUUUUGAAUUUCUAAAGUACUUAAAUUCAGUAAAUUUUUGAAAUAUGAAAGAGGAUCUGAUUAUUUACAGCUGACAUUUCAUCACUAUUAUUACUUGACUGACACAACAUCGCAAAAGCAGUCUUUUUGUCAUUCAAAUUCUAUUAAACUACUUCACUUGAUAGUGGUUCUAGCUCGACUGACAGAGCAGGUGACCUCCUUGCUAUGUGCUGUCGACAUCGACCGCGACUUAACUAGUAGCAUCCACCGCGACCUACACCUCUUCCUCGACCCACUUGUUCUGUUAUUAACCUUAGGUAAAUUUUGUAUAGAAAAAAUCAAUGUUUUUCGAUAUACUUACUCAUUUAUGAUUCACUCAAUUUUUUCCGUAGAAAAAUUUUUUUCAAACCAAGUUCUUGGGAAUUAAAUAACCUACAAUUUUAUAUUAAAACAUUUUUUCCUAUCUCUGAUUCUAGUCUUUUAUUCUGAAGAAAAUGGCAUUUUUUACCAAAUUACAAAAAUUCGUUUUUCGCUUUUCACUCCAGUUAUUUAAAAACUAAUCAUUCUAAGCCAGUCAAACUUUUAGAAUCUAUUAAUAAUACAUAAAUAAAUAAGAAUGAAUAAGGCCAAUGACUAAAAACACCGCUAACUUACAUUAUUAUGUUUCCAAUUGGAUUUCUCUUUUUUUUUUCAAAAAAAUAUAUUGAUUUUUUAACCGUAACUUUUUUAUUUUUUAUUUUAGAAAGUUUGGUAAAAACAAUUCGAUAGGCUAAUACAAGAUCUAUAAGACUAUUAAUAUUAAAUCUUUUUAAAAUCCUCAGUCGCAAAAAGAGGCGACUUUGAAAGGGUUGGUAAAGGUGGUUUUUGCAUGUUAUUACAAGCUUUAAUUGUUAAUAGCUCACUCAAUUUUUACCGUAGAAAAAUUUUUCGCAAACCGUGUUCUUGAGAAUUAAAUAAACUACAAUAUUUCGUAUUUAAACAUUUUUUCGUAUCUCUGAUGCUAAUCUUGCUAUUCUGAAGAAAAUGCCAUUUUUUUCUAAACUACAAAAAUUCGUCAUUCAAUUUAACUCCAGUUUUUUAAAAACUAAUCAUUCUACGCCAGUCAAACUUCUAGAAUUAAAACGUAUUAAUAAUACAUAAAUGAAUAAGGUCAAUGACCAAUUUUAAUUAGGGUGGUGAUUACGGGGUUGCUUGCGAUCAGUUUUUUGAUGAAUAAAAUAUGGACUGAUAUUCUUUUCAUUAUAAGUCACUUAAUUUUUAAGCUAGAGACUUUUUUAUUUCUGGAGAUAGAUAUUUUUAAGUACUUUAAAUUAGUUUCAACAAGUUGUUCUCUAAAAAUGCAUAGUUUUCCAGACUUUUGACUUUGAAACUACAAUAUUUAGCAUUUGACGAAGAAGAGCUAUCAUAUAAUAAAGUAUAGCUCGAUUACUAUUGGUCUUAAAGAAAAUUUUAAAAAACGGUUUUGUUUAUUUUUUUAAAAGGUACAUUUUUGAUAAGUAUAGUUGUUUUGAUAAAACGAAAACUUUUGGAGUUAUUAGCAGAAAACAUUUAAAAACAUAGAUUUUUCGAUAUAAAACUAAUAAUUUCAAUAGCGAAUAAAUCAAAAACUAUCAAUUUUAUCAAAAAAAUGUAUUGAACGUUUUUUACUUAGAAUGAACGUUUUUACCAACUUUUGCGAUUAAAAUAUAAGAACGAAUUUCCACCCCCGAGAUGGGGUGGCAACCACCCCCAUGGUAAAAGCGCCUUUCAAAAUGUUAUAGAUUUUGAUCCUUGGCCUAUCCACUUCUUAUUCUCAAAUUCUUAAGCAAAUCGAUCCAUUCUGUAAAAAUUGCGAGGUUUUGUCCUAUUUUAAGCUUCAUUACUUGGACCUUUGGUUCGUGACAUGAACGAAAUAGACACGUUAACAUGCUAAUAUGAAUGGAUUGUUACAGCCUAAUCUUCAAAACCUACAUACAACAUGAAAUUUUGAUUUUCAGUUUUGGCAAACAAAUACAAUACAAAAAUAACAAACGAUCUCACAUCACGGGAAAUGCUUGUACUAAGAUGAAAUUGGUGGAAUUUGUUGCUGAAUUGGUGAAGUUUAGAAAAACGUAUGCAAGUUUAAAUGCAGCGUUUUUUAGACACUUUUCAAAUGUCUCAUAUUUGUUGCCAAAAUUCAAAUUCGAAACUUCAUGUUACAGUUCUGAAGACUAUGCCCUAAGAACCGGAAUAUGUAUCAUAGUGACCGGUCAAUGGAAGUGAUAGUAAAAAUUUUAAAAAAUGUUAGAAUCUCAAACGAAAUAUUCAUAUUUAUACAUAAUUGAAAAUUUCUGACGUGCAACAAUAAUAACUCAGUAAUAAUUGUAUAAUAAACUAUUUCUGUUCAAAUAAAAUUGUAUUUUUAAUAUCAAAUUCCUAAAGCUAAUAGAGUAGGUCAUAUUGUAUGAGAUUAUAAAUAUUUUUGUGCUAGAUCAAUCUAUUUUUUGACGUGAUAGAGUAAUAAACGAAAAUAUAGGUUAUAGUAUGGUGAUCCUUAUAAAGUUCAAAUAUAGUACUUGUAUUAUAUUAUGUUUAAGUACUUACUUAUAUUUACCUUCCGUGUCCGGAACACCAGCCACUAUUUUCAUAUUUGUCCCAUGGUUGACCACACAGAUGACCCUGUAAUUUGCUUAAAAUAGGUCUUUAUCUGUGCAGGUCUCUCUCAUGCUUGUGGAUAUUGGUAAUGGUAAGUGGUGACUUCUCUAAAUCAAUUAAUCGUGCAACAUUAUGGAAGGCAAUGAUCGAGUUCGGCGUACCCAAGAAACUAGCUGCGGUAACACAAAUGUGUGGAAGUAACUCCUUUGCACAAGUUAGAAUAGGGGGAAAAUAUCAAACGCUUUCUGCGUUAAUUCUGGACUGAGACAAGGAGAUCCGUUGUCCCCAUUGUUGUUUAACCUGACCUUAGAAUAUGUCAUGCGGAAAAUAUAUCACAAAAUCAAACCAGACAUAACUGCUCGGGGAGCAAAAAUCAUACUCGUCUUUGCCGAUGACGUAGACGCAGUAGCACAAACAACAUUAGAAAUUAAGGAUAGUUUCUCGAGCUUUGAAGAACAUCUGCAUUAAACAUCGGUCUCAAAAUAAAUGAAGCCAAAACAAAAUACAUGGUCGUCUCAAAACAAGAACGACGGCGAAUAAGGCAAAACAUUACUAUAAACUUAUAAACGAUCACAACUUCGAAGUAGUUGAAGAAUUUAAAUAUCUAGGAGCAACAAUCACAAAUGACAACAAAUUAGAGCGAGAAGUUGAAACGAGAAUAAUGGCAGGAAACAGAUCUUUCUUUGCAAUGCAACAUCUAAUGAAAUCAAAACUUCUUUCACGAGGUGCAAAAAUCCAGAUAUAUAAGACCAUAAUACGACCAGCAGUCGCGUAUGGAAGCGAAACAUGGACGCUAACAAAAAGAGAAGUUAAUAAAUUGCUGGCGUGGGAACGUAAAAUCCUUCGAAUGAUAUAUGGCCCUUGCAGACACAGCGCGACAAACGAAUGGAGGCGCAGAUACAAUAACGACCUAGAGUCUCUAUUAGGAAAAGAAAAUCUAGUCAGAUAUAUAAAGGCUAAUAGACUCAGAUGGGCAGGGCAUGUGAUACGCAGUAACGACAAUCGCCUUAUAAACAAUGUGUUCUGGGAAAGGCCAGAUGGAAGAAGGUCUGUAGGGCGGUCUAGAAAAAGGUGGAAAGAUGCAGUUAAAGAAGAUCUAGAGAAAAUGGGAGUGCGACAAUGGGAAUUAGUGGCACAGGACCGACACACAUGGAAGGCAAUAGUAAACGCGGCAAAGACUCACGAAUAGUUGUAGCGCCAUUGAUGAUGAUGAUGAUGAUGAUGAUGAUGAUGAUGAUGACUUCUCUAAACCGCACCACAUUCACAUCGGUAUCCUGGUAUACUCAUUCUCUCAGGUUACUACCAAAACGUGAAACACUAGAUUUUAGUCUUUAAUCACUCUCAAUGUCGAGAAAGGCAAUUUGUGUCCAGCAGCAAUUUUCUGAAGGGCGUUUUAGGUUCUUUGGAGAUGGAUGUUGAUUUUGUUAUAAAUCUUUUCCGAGACAUUAGUCUGCUUGGCUGAGUUUGGUGGUCUUCGAUCUGUCUCCUGCUUACAUUAUGAUAAUGUCCCAUUAGAACUAUGGCGUAGACCUUCAAAGUAGACCUAAGUCAAAAGUAAUAACUAAAAAGGGGUACCAAAAGGGAGAAAAACAACAUAAAAUAAUCUGAUAUGGGGAAGAUGCAAUACUAAUCUCUUAAAGUGAAGACGAUUUAUAACGUAUGCGGCAACAAUUUAAUAUAACCGCCAGAAAAUUUAUCAUGUUAAUUUCCCCAAAGACAGAAAUCAUGCUUAUAACAGCAAAUCUAGUAAGACGUAAAUUAAAACUGGAGGGUCAAAAAAUAGAACAAGUAAUGGAGUUGAAAUUCCUAGGCAUCACACUGUCUAGCCACGCAAAGCUCAAAAAAUAAGUGGAAGAUUAGGAUAAUAGAGUAGAGCAAACAGAGCCGCAAAUUGUUUGAAUGAAACAAUAUGAAAAAAAAAACAAUGGAGAAAAAAAAGUAUCGGGAAGGAAAUGAAAGGCAGAAUUUACAAAAGAGUUAUCAGACCAAUAAUGACAUAGGCAACAGAAACACGACCUGAUACAGAGAACAUAAAAAGAAUCCUAGAAACAGCAGAUAUGAAAUCUCUUAUAUCGACACUAUGGGACAGUGCCAGAAGUACACAUACGAGAUGGAAAUGAAAAAUGGAGAACAUGAAUGGAAUGACGAUAUAAGCCGAAUGACAACAAAUAGAGUAAAGACGGCGGGAGACGGUUCCCCAAUAGGAAGACGAUCAGUGGGAAGACCACGAAAACGUUGGAACGACAACUCCAUGCAGGCACAUUUAAAAAACAGGCAGAAUCAUGUCUACACAAAAGAAGAAGAAGUAGAAAUUUUCAUCCUGUAGAGGGUGGAUCAGCGAAUUUGCCAACAAAUUAAACACACUUUAGACUAUUCAUCAUCACACUUUACACUCCUUGCCUUAUCCCUAUGCGGGGUUGGCUUCCCUAAUUGCAUUUCUCCACACAAUUCUAUCUUGGAUCAUAUCAAUGUUAAUCCCCUUUACCAACAUGUCCUGCCUUAUCGUCUCCCCCAGGUCCUCUUUGGUCUUUCUCUCCUACUCCUUCCAGGAAUCUGCACUUCAGCUAUUCUUCGUAUUGGGUGAUUAACGUCUCGAAGUUGAACAUGACCAAACCAUCUUAACCUAUGCUCUCUCAUUUUGGCAUCAAUUGAUGCCUCAAUUGGUGCCACACCUAGACUUCCCCUAAUAUACUCAUUUCUAAUUUUAUUUUUCUUUGUCACUCCACUCAUCCAUCUAAGCAUUCUCAUUUCCGCCACGUGCAUUCGUUGUUCCUCUUUCUUUUUCACUGCCCAAUAUUCAGUUCCGUACAUUAUAGCCAGUCUUAUAGCUGUUUUAUAGAAUUUUUCCUUCAGCUUCAUUGGAAUAUUUCUGUCACACAACACACCACUCGCUUCUUUCCACUUCAUCCAUCCAGACCUAAUUUUACUGCAUGCAUCUUCAUAUAUUUCUCCAUUACUCUGUAAUACCGAUCCUAUGUAGGUACUUAAAACUAUUGCUUUUCACAAUCAUUUCACCAUCCAAAGAUACCAUUUUAUUUGUAGUAACUCCAUCUUUAAAUGAACAUUCCAAAUACUCUGUUUUUGUCCUACUAAGUCUUAAACCUUUUUUCCUCCAGAGCUUGUCUCCACUGUUCCGGUUUUUGUUCUAAGUCUCUUUCACUAUUUCCUAUUAACACUACAUCAUCAGCAUACAUUAGGCACCAUGGAAUUCUACCCUGUAGUUUCGCUGUUAUCUGGUCCAAAACUAAUGAGAAUAAAUAAGGACUAAGCACCGAGCCUUGGUGCAAUCCUACUUUCACCUUAAAUUUAUCAGUCUCUCCCACACCGGUCCUAACACUAGUCGUUACUCCCUCAUACAUAUCUCUCACAAUCUUUACAUAUUCGCCAGCGACUCCUUUCUUAUUGAGAGCCCACCACAGAAUCUCUCGAGGAACUCUAUCAUAUACUUUCUCCAGAUCAAUGAAUACCAUAUGAGCGUUGGUCUCUUUAUUCCUGUAUUUUUUCAUCAGUUGCCUUACAAAGAAAAUUGCAUCUGUUGUGGAUCUGCCCUGCAUAAAGCCAAAUUGAUUAUCGGAUAUUUCGGUUUGUUCACGUAUCCCUCUAUCAAUUACUCUCUCUCAUAUUUUUAUGGUGUGGCUAAUGGUAGGGGAGCCCAAGCGGGGAUUUUUGCAGUUACUCGAGCGCGUCAGAUUAUCACAUGGGGAGAAACCCUGCAGGUGCCCUGCAGAUGUACCUCCACCAUAUAUUAGCUCUUAACACAGGGGAGUUCGUUAAGGGGGGCCCGAAAAAAAAAUCUAUCCUUAAAAAUACUCGAAAUUGUCAGAUUAAAAUAAGGUAAGUUAAGGACAUGCAAAACAGUGUAUUUUUAAAAAAUCUGACGAUUUGAGCGGAGCGUAAGAAAAUGGGCGAGUUAAAAAUUUUCACAAAAAAAGAGCGAAUAAUUCGCGAAAUGAACGUUAGAUCGAAAAACUAAAAAAUACGUGUUCAAUAUUUUUCAAAAAUAUAUCGAAUAAUACUAAACAUGACCCCCCACGGAGAGGGGUGGGGGUAAAUUUAAAAUUUUAAAUACAAAUCCCGCGAUAUUUCGCAAAAUAAACAUUAGAUCGAAAAACUGCAAAAUACACUUAAUCAAUAUUUUUGAAAAAUUUUUCGAAUGGUACCAAACACGACCCCCACGGAAGUGGGGUGGGGGUUACUUUAAAACCUUAAAUAGGAGCCCCAAAUUUUUAUUCCAGAUUUGGAUUCUUUACGUAAAAAUAAGCAACUGGCAAGCGCCCACUAAAAUGGAAAAUUUUACUUAACUUUUUUUGGUUUUAGGACCUACAUACUCUUCCCAACCCAAUAGGUCCCCAAAGCGCUCGGGUGACUGCACAUUUAGCAUACUUCGCUCCCCUACUAUAAGUAGUUUUAUAGCCCUGUAGUUUGUACAUUGUUGUAUGUCUCCCUUGUUUUUGUAGACAGGUACUAAUAUACUGGUUCUCCAUUCAUCUGGCAUUUGUCCAACUUCCGUAACUCUAUUAAAUAGACCUGCUAGCCAACUUAUUCCCGUCUCUCCCAAUGCUCUCCAUACUUCCCCAGGAAUACCAUCUGGUCCGACUGCUUUUCCUUUGUUUAUUUUUUGAAGCACUUGAGCUUUAGACACUUUAUUAUCGUCUUUUCAGAUAUAGGGGUCUUUCCUUGAGGACCCUUUGAUCCGAAUGAAUUGAACUAUAACAUCCGGGUACAAGUGAGCCCAAACGCAGUUCUAGAGGGGUGAACUUCGUAUUACAUCUUUAUAUUAUUUUAUUGAACUUCUGGCAUAAUUUCUAUAGAGUAUUAAGAGUGUGGAUGAUUUGUCUGUCAUACUUUAUCCUUUAUUUUUUAGUCUUUACUAACUUAUUUAUAAAGGACAAGUAUUUUUCAUUAAAAUAAAUGCUAAUAAUAUAUAUUAAUGUAAUAAUUUUGAAUAAACUUUACAAUAGUUUUAAUUUUACUACUUUUUUGAAUAUUGCUAUUGUUUAUUCCACAAUUUAAUAUUAUAUCUCUCGGAUUAUAUUUAAAAAACAACACAAAAUCAUCGAAAUGUUUUUGAAAUAAACAAUUAAAAGGAUCGCUAUAAAAUAACAACCAUUAUUUUAAUAUAAUGCAAACAUUUAAAUAGUAGGAAAAUGUUAUAUUAAUAUUUUCAUAAGUAAAAAUAAAUAUACCUAAUGCUGAUAGCGUAUUUUUGUGACGAUAAAAUAAAGCGACCAAAAUGGAAAAUGUAUGUUAUUCGUUGUAAAUUUGUUGUGAUUAUUUUUGAAUAAAAUUUUAUUAUUGA